CUGUAGCUGUCAGCCCUGAAGCUUGUACGUUCUUAUUCCUCCUGAGUAUGGACUAAGGUGGUUUGAUUUGGGAUUUGAGAAAUGUGGCAAAUUGGUUCAGCGGAUAUUGGUAUACAAUAUUGGUAUGUGUAAACAUGGAGAACACAUCAAAUGAGGUAUUCAUGUUUCUGCAGAAACAUUGAAUACUUAAACCUGUAGUGCAGAACGUUUGUCUUCUCCUUCUGACAGUGAGAGUUAUUACACAAAACUGUUGACGCAGGCCUAUGAUGUAUAGGCUCUGCCAUACUGAGUUGCUGCUUUCACUAUAGUCGCUCCCCCCUUCAGCUCUGAAAAACCAAUCAUUGCUGGUCGGCAUAAAACACAUCACUGCCUGUGUGCUAGCACGGGAAUGUCUCCACAGACACUGAUUUAAAAACUCUGCAAAUUCAGUGAACUCGUUUGGUAAGGGCUUGAAUGUAACGGACGUUCAUUUAUAUAACAUUCUCUCUAGCUUGAGGUCUGCAGUAGAAUAUUAAUUAGCUUACCAAGAGAAAGCACAGCUGUGCAGAACAUUUGUAUCCUGUGGUGAAAAUGUAGGUUAAUCAUAGUAACUUGAUGGCUACAUUUACAUAUCUUGAGUUUAUUUGACUACAGGAGCAGCUCUGAGCUGUCUGUGUGAGAAGUUGGAUGUUACUUCAGAUAAACGCAAGAUUUUAAAUAAUAAUUUAUAUGAAAAAUUAUUUUUGCAAAGAAGGUCUUGGGUUACAUCAUUUUUGUAGUUUAAGUUGAAUUUGUGGCUUUAUUAAUAGGUAAUAAAUCAUUUUAGAUAGAUCAGUUUCAGGCCUAUGUCAUAAAUGACCAUUUAUUUGCGUGUCAUCUUAGAGGAGGAUCCAGAGGACCUAGAACCUAGGAAGUUAUUCUGAUGAAUGGCUUAUAACUAAUUUAUAAAGCAUCAUUAAAUAUAUUGGCCAUUAACAUAGACAUUUGUUACAACGUGUAAACCCUUUCAUAAAGAGUUCCUCAUUGUUGUACCUGUAGUUCUUUAACAAAUUGGAAAAAAUAGAAACAGUUGAAAAAUCUGUUUUACCAGAUUUGACAGUUAUAAAAGAUUUACUUUGUGGCUUUUGUAUUUAGAGCUGAAACGAUUAGUUGUGCAUUCGAUUGGUUGGUCAAUGGCCAAAUUAUCUGCAACAACCCAUUAAUUGGUUAUAUCAUUUAUUUUAAGCAAAAAAUAACCACAGUUCUGUGGUUCCAGGCUCUCAGUUGUGAGGAGUUUAUCUCUUUCUCUAUUAUAGAUGAUAGUAAACUGAAUAUCUUUUUUGGACUGUUGGUUGGAGAAAACAAGAGAUGUCAUCAUUGCAUGCCUUUUUCAUGCUAUUUUCUGAUAUUACAUAGAAUGAUUUAUUGAUUGAUCACAUAAAAUAUCAGCACACAGUAAUUGUAUCGAUGGCUAGACACACAUAAAAUGUUUUGUCACAAGUUGAUAUCCCACACUAGUAUACAGGAUACAGUGUGUCGUCACGUGUGAUGUUGAUACAAUUGGCAUGGAGGAACUGAUAGCCGAUUUAGUACAAAAGGAUUUUCUCUCGUGCAGCAUCAGUCUGCCCUACUUACAGAGACGCCGCCGCAGCCUAACCUGCUGUUCCCAGCUGGUGCUGCUUUGAAAUACAGCCCCACCUCCUCCUCUUUUCCUCUCCUCUCCUCUUCAUCUCCCUUUGCCCCUCCUCUCUCAGUCUGUGCAGAAGGCUCCACCCCUCCUGCACCCCCCAACCCCCUCCCUCCUCUGCUCGUUGAGCCGCGUCUUCUCUGCGUCAGACAGCUCCAUUCAUGAAAAGUGUGACGUGAGCAGGUUUUCAGCGACCCGGUGACGCUGCCGGCCACCCACUCACAGCCCAGGUGCUGCGGGAGUUAGAGGAAUGCCUGUCAUUCUCCAGCCUCUGUCUCCUUCUUUUUCCCUGUUUUUCUUUGCCGUUUUUCUACAUUGUGACAGUCAGUUCAGUCCUUCUCCCCUGACUUUUAUUUUCCUCCAUCCCUGCCUCAGAGAUGAGGGUGGACCAUGAAUCUGAGCUCUGUCUGCUGUGAUUUUCAGCAUUCAGACAAACCAGUGUGUUAGGACGCGUCCCACUCAUCAUCACUGGAUAGCCCAUGCACAUGCACGACACCAUGGGUAGCUCCCCCGAGGUGCUCUCGUGGACUUCCUGCCCCAGUCUGCUGGUGGGCAAGCUGAAGGAGGAGCUCAAACUCACCGUGGUUGGCGACACCAUGAAGAAAUCAAACUCGCCCAACUCCCAACCUCAGCCUCCUCAGGCCCCUCCGUCCAACUUACCUCCUCAGAUCAUCACAGACCUGGCCCCGCCGACACACUUGCCCGUUCCCCUGCAGACGCCCGGCCAGGACGAGGACUCUGUGCUGGGGGGUAUAACUCCCCAAAACAUAGCCUUGAGUGUGGACUCGACACGGAGCGAGGGUGGACACUUUGAGAACAGCGUGCUCCAGCUGCAGGAGCAGGACCACGAAGAAGCCGGAUCGCCGGCAUCCUGUGAGCAUGGCGGCGGGUGUGGCAGUGGGAUGGAGGAGCAGAUCGGAGAAGGGGACUGUCCCAUCGACCACAGUGGAGAGGGGAGGCAGAGCCACCCCCAUCACCCUGAUGACAUAAAGCUGCACUUCCACAGAGCAGGACCCGGGUCAGGUGGCUUCUUAGAGGGGCUGUUUGGCUGUCUUCGGCCUGUCUGGAAUAUCAUAGGGAAGACAUACUCGACAGAAUACAAGCUACAACAGCAAGACAUGUGGGAGGUUCCAUUUGAGGAGAUUUCGGAGUUGCAGUGGUUGGGCAGCGGUGCACAAGGAGCCGUCUUCCUGGGCAAGUUCCGCUCAGAGGAGGUGGCCAUCAAGAAGGUGCGCGAGCAGAAGGAGACGGACAUUAAACACCUGCGGAAACUCAAGCAUCCAAAUAUCAUCAGCUUCAAGGGUGUGUGCACCCAGGCACCGUGUUACUGCAUUAUCAUGGAGUACUGUGCCCAGGGCCAGCUGUAUGAGGUGUUGAGGGCGGGGAGAAAAGUGACCCCCAGGAUGCUUGUGGACUGGGCCUCAGGCAUCGCCAGCGGCAUGAACUACCUACACCUGCAUAAGAUCAUCCACAGAGAUCUCAAGUCUCCCAAUGUUUUGGUGACCCACAACGACACUGUGAAAAUCUCAGACUUUGGAACAUCCAAAGAGCUCAGUGACAAAAGCACAAAGAUGUCAUUUGCUGGUACGGUGGCCUGGAUGGCCCCAGAAGUGAUAAGAAAUGAGCCUGUGUCUGAAAAAGUAGACAUCUGGUCAUUUGGAGUUGUGUUGUGGGAACUUCUGACCGGAGAGAUUCCCUACAAAGACGUAGACUCCUCGGCCAUCAUUUGGGGUGUUGGCAGCAACAGUCUCCACCUUCCUGUCCCCUCCACCUGCCCGGAUGGCUUCAAAAUCCUCAUGAAACAAACAUGGCAAGGCAAGCCCAGGAAUAGGCCUUCAUUUCGUCAGAUCCUCCUACACCUCGACAUUGCCAGUGCUGAUGUCCUAGGAGCUCCUCAGGAGACCUACUUCAAGUCUCAGUCAGAAUGGAGAGAGGAAGUGAAGAAACAUUUUGAGAAGAUCAAAAGUGAAGGCACUUGUAUCCACAGGCUGGACGAGGAGCUGAUCCGACGCAGGCGGGAUGAACUCAGGCACGCUCUUGACAUCCGAGAGCACUAUGAGAGGAAACUGGAGAGAGCCAACAAUCUCUACAUGGAGCUCAGUGCCAUUAUGCUGCAGCUAGAGGUCCGAGAGAAGGAACUAAUGAAGAGAGAGCAGGCAGUGGAGAAGAAAUAUCCCGGGACCUAUAAGCGCCACCUGGUCAGACCCAUUGUCCGGUCCAACGCCGUAGAGAAGCUCAUCAAGAAGAAAGGAAGCAUUUCCCACAAACCUGGGAUGCCCCCCACUAAAAGGCCAGACUUGCUUCGUUCUGAUGGCAUCCCCAGCGUCGACCCUCUCCCCUCCCCCUCUCCACUAUCAGCUAGCCCAAAGGUCUCCACACCUCCUGGCAAAGCCCGGUACCGAAGCAAGCCCCGGCAUCGCCGUGCCAACAGUAAAGGAAGUCAUAGCGAGUUCCACGGGCUGCUGAAGACUCUCGCUGGGGCACAAGAAGACACCCAGUCUCUUCAGGAGCAGCAGUUCCUCCAUCACCACCACCACCUACCAACCGAGGGGCCCUUCCUCCCUUUGAAGGGCCGUGAGGAGGCCGUCGUCAACUGUGCCAACAACCUGCGCUACUUCGGCCCCGCCGCUGCCCUCCGUAGCCCUCAGACAGACCACCUGCAGCGCCGCGUUUCUGGUUCCAGCCCUGACAUCAUAUCAACCGCCGUGGAUGCAGACACACGACAGCGGACUUCAUCCACUGGCUCCAAUCCUGUCUCGGGUGCUGGUGCUGGGUCUUUGUGUCCCUGCUGCCAGGCUCACCCCUUCCCUGGCUGCCUACACUGUCAGGAGACCCCUCCUGCGUCGAGCCAACCAGAGUUGCCCCACUACUCACUGCUCAACACCCAGGAAGGCACCCCAUCUUCUUUAGGGGCUCCCAGCAAAGAUCCAUCCUUGGACAGAGAGUCCACAAAGAAGGCUGAGCCACAGGAACAAGAGGCAUCCCAACACACUCACACCCUGCCCACUGCACUGCCCCGCACUCUCAGACCUCUCAGGAAGGGUGGCGAUGAGUCAUCUGAAGAGGAAGAGGGGGAGGUUGAUAGUGAAGUGGAGUUUCCAAGGAGACAGAGACCUCAUCGCUGCAUGAGCAGCUUCCAGUCCUACUCCACCUUCAGCUCAGAGAACCUGUCGGUGUCUGAUGGAGAGGAGGGAAACACCAGCGACCACUCCCACAGUGGGCCUCUCGAGAGGCUGAGCGCUAGUCAGGAGGAGCACCUGGACGAGCUGCUGUCGCACACACCCGACAUCCCCAUCGACAUCUCCACCCAGUCAGACGGCCUCUCUGACAAGGAGUGCGCUGUCCGCAGGGUGAAGACCCAGAUCUCACUGGGAAAACUGUGCUCUGACGAACACAGCUACGAGAAUCCGCUACAGUUUGGGGACUCGGACUGUGAUACGUCAGAAGCAGAGUGCUCCGAUGCCACCAUUAGAAACAAGAAAGUCGGGGCCCCUUCCUCGUGGUGAAACCCGCCCAAGGGCUGGGUUCCAUUUUUGCCUGGAGGCCAUCGUGUCCCACUCUGCCCUGCAGAAUAUACAGCAAUAAGAGGAUGGCAUUGUAAACAAAGCUCCCUAUAGCAAAGUCCCCAUGCAAUCUCUCCCAGAACCCCCCCUCCACCCCUACCUUCUCUUCAUAAAAUCCAGUCUCCCUCAUUUCUAGCACAACAUCCAGGCAACCCAUGGCAGGGAUUCCCUUUUGAAUGAUAAUGUACAGUAGAUAGUGGAACAUUCAUAAUUUAUUUUUGUCUGAGUUUUGAAGGAUAAUUCAGGACCAACGGAGAAAAAAAAAUGACAUUUUGAAACUGAGCAUGGGCGAACUGUUUGUUGGGGAGAGACUGAGACUGGACAGAGAUGCAGAUGAUGAGAAGGAAAGAUGCGUUGAAGUGCUUCUGUAUCGGACGUGGACGACUAGCAGUGUGAAGUUGCAUCACUGCGAUUGUUGGACGUAGGAGUGACGCUGAUCUGGCUUCGGUUGUUCUCACCAUCUUACUGUUUUAGACUGAAAUCCCUAACCAACAAGGACUCCCUCUUACUAACGAAAGACCAACCUGCUUUAUCAUGAGUUUACAUUGCAGAGCCCCAAUACCCACACUUCCGUCCCGUCCCCACCAAUGUUGAGUGGGGAUCAGGGAGCUGCUGAAACUGAAAACAGUGUGAACACCAGCAUGAACAACCGGCCUCCCUCCCUCCUCAGAGCCAACACACGUGUCUAGUCAUCAGGAUCCCCGCUGAACUGUCCUAGCAUGCCUGAGCAGCUCGCAAAAUGCAAUAGCUGCCAUAAGACUGCAUGAAGUGGACAAGCUAGCAGAGCAACAGAGAUGAAGAGUCAGCUGACAGCAAAGGAAAAGAUAAAAAAACCCUCUUCCUCUGCGACCCAGCUCAUCCUCCUCCAAGACACGCCAACGUCAUUUUCAUCAUCAAUCAGACGUCAUGACCCAGAGUAGUUGAGGGAGUUAUCUGUGUGUGUGUGUGUGUGUGCGCGUGUGUGUGUGAUGACACGAAGCCCUUUCCUCUCCAUUAGACAUUACAGUUUCAAGUCUCAUCUCAGGAUUGUUCGAGGAGAAACUGGACUGGACCAAUUAUUGUAUGUUGGAACAUUCUUUGAGUGGAAUAUAUAAUGGACCAUGCAGGAAUAUAAUUUUUUUUUUAAAAGAAAAAAAACAUCUUACAGGUAGCUGUGAUGUUCAACCCUUUAUUGCUGUAACUGACUUUAAUAUUAUGUAGAGAUGUAAGCAUUUUUAGUUGCAAUCCAGGUGCAGUAUCCCAUUUCUUGACAAAGUGCAGCGUAUCCCAUGUACCAUUUUCUAGCAGGGUAAAUGUAUACUGUCUAAUAAGCAGUGUCCAGAAACAUGCUAAUUGUAUUUCCUGUGCUGUAGUGAAUAAAAACAGCAAUAACAUAUAUGUUGGUGCUCAGGUGACAAAGAAGUUGCUUGCUCAGGAUCCGAGGCGUCUAGCUGGCUAGACACAAUGCAGUGACUGGUGGCUAGAGGAGAGCAGCAAGUGUCAAACAGCUUAUUAUAGAUGCUAUAUUUAAAAAAAUAAAAAAAAGUCCAAUUUUUUGAACUCAUCUUUCCAGGGAAUGGUGGGGUGGGGGUUGAUGCUCAGGUUUUAUGUUGCCGCUUGCUAGCAGGAGCAAUAUAUCAACAGCCACUAGAUGGCGACAGUUACAAUGACUUACUUUUCCUUAGCAAGUAAAUAUCCUGGCACCAUUACUUUUUUCUCCCUACCCAAAAUAAUUUAUCCCAUGACUAUCCAAAUCCUAGAAUCCCAGCAAUAUCACUCUUUUUUUUGUCUUUGGUCGUCUUUGAUAAAGGAUACUGCAUCUGUGAGAGCUUUAUUUUUCUCCCUGUUAGAGUGUUUGUCAUCCACCUUAAUAACUUUGCGGUUAAAAAAAAAAAAAAAGGCCAGCCACGGUUCAAUUUAACAAUAAUGAUGUCAAGAUGUCAGCUCAAGUGUACGCAGACGGCUGAGAUUCUUAUUAGGAAUAUAAGCCAGAGACAAGGCCACAGCGCAAUUAAGCUGCUCACGGUUUUCAACAACCUUGUCUCAGUGUUAGUUACUCCUGUAUAUAAACAUCUGUAAAUGUAAUGUAACCUGUUUAUGUCCUCUCUCUUUAACGUAUAUAUCACACAGCUCUGACAGAGCCUCGAGCUUCUGUCGAUGACGACCAGCCGACUGGCUGAGAAUGAGCAGGAAAUUCUUUUAUCUGUGUUACAUCAGUAUUAAACACUGCAGGAGGGUGUGAGACAUAAGAACCGAGUAGCACAAGGUAAAUCUGAAACCGUACUGAUGGAUAAAGGACCUUUUUGCUCAAAAGCUUUGAGAAGGCUUACACCUGGUAGUGAGAGCAGCUGCUGCCUUUCCUCGAGCCUCCUUCAACCUUCUUCACUCUGUUUACGUACGUGUGAAAUAACCUAGUGUAUCGCAAUGACUGGGUAAUCCGAUCAAGCUGUUAAUAACAUUAUCUUUCUGGCAUAUAUCCUGUGAAGUAUGAUUGUUGUAAAGGUUUAAUUUAAUUUUGAUUCUUGUUUUUCUUUGUAGCUGGCCUACACGAUUAUUGAAUUAAUUUAUUAUGAAUGACUGGUAAGGUGUUGUGUUCUUUUUAAUUUCAGGCAGCUUUAGAAAUGUCAUGACCUACAAUUUUUCCUGAAAAGUAUUAUUUAAAGGAAGCACAAUGAAUUGGAAUGGGAAGAGGACAGUGUUUGUAUGGUGAAGCAAAAGCAGACAUCUACUCUUAUUUUUUUUUUAUCUUUGUGACCCUCCAGGGGACCAUUCAUUGUUUAGCUUGUCAUUGCAGAUGAAGUAUUGAUUUAACAGAUUUAUCAGUAAUUAGCAUCAUCAAGUGUUCCUAAAGCUUUUUUAUCUCGACAUGGGCUAUAAGGGACCACUUGAAGCCAGCCAGUCCACUGACUGUCACGUCAGAGUAAAAACUGAAGGUAUGUGGGAUGAUGAUUUCUGUACUUGUGCAGAGAUCCCUUCCUUUCAUUUUUAAUCAAAAAUACCAGUUACUUACAUUUGAAUUUCUGUGAAAUUGUCUCUAACUGUGGACAUCAUGUUGCCUCAUCCCAUGUAUCAAACUUUUUUUUUUUGUUAUGCUCAUUUUCACACGUCCCUUUCCUGUUGAUUGGCAUUAUGAUCAACCCAGUCCUGUCAGUUUCCUGUAUUAUCCAAUGCAUACAGUGCAAUGGGCAUCUGGGAGAAUAAAAUCAGAGCAAACAACUGCAUGGAAUAAAUGCUGAUGUACUGUACCCAA
Molecule: messenger RNA, 8437 nt
Organism: Micropterus salmoides (largemouth bass)
Lineage: Eukaryota; Metazoa; Chordata; Actinopteri; Centrarchiformes; Centrarchidae
Gene: map3k13
Product: mitogen-activated protein kinase kinase kinase 13
Biological process (GO): protein autophosphorylation; JNK cascade
Molecular function (GO): ATP binding; JUN kinase kinase kinase activity
Source: RefSeq, a predicted model, not a curated record